UCUAAUUAUUUACAUGUCAAGCUAAAAAUACUCACACCCAAAGAAACCAACCCACUCCCCGUUUGCUCACGCAUAGCUCCCACAUUGCACUUGCACGGCUCUUGCCUCAACAUUCCGCAGAAAUCAGCAUCAUGGGGGAAGAAGUUAUAAGACUCCUGGAUAGCUCAGGCAACACUGUGUUGGAUUCUGUUUUGGCAGAAUAUGAAGAUUCAUUCAGCUUGGAGACAUUUGGAGACCUUGCCAAGCUACAUGAUGAAUUGGAACCGAAAGGUGGCAAAUCUUUCAUUAUUGCAAGAGUGCAGACUUGGGACAUCAAACAGCCGGGCAAGGCUUUUUAUUCGUAUUAUAGUGCUUUUCAACUCAACAAAAUCCUAUUCCAGACACAAGUUUACCUAGGCAAAAAGCUGAUACAUCGAUUGCACGUUUUAAACCCCUUGACCAAUACCGAUAUCAUCGGAGAUGUGCAAUAUUUUAUGCUACGAAUUCGAAAGGACAACGAACCGGGGCAAAUAAAUCCGAAACCCCAAGAGAAGGAAAAGGAUAAAAAAAAGGAGGAGGAUUUAGCUUCUAUCGUGGCAACAGCUGCUGUAGAGGAGAAUAAGGAUGUUGAAGGAGGGACUAUGCAAACAAUCAGCGAAUCAGGGGUGACCAGACGCACUAGACGCUCAUCUCCUGCUCGCAACAAGCGGCUGAUCCCAAGCAUUGUAACUAGCUGGCCCCCCGCUUCGCCCACCGGAUCUCCAGGUGUCCUUCCUCCCCCUAGUCCCAGCGUUCGAGAUGUGGAAGCGGGAAAAUUGAUUUCCUGGACGAUGGUUGCCCCGUCAGUGACCGAAAUCACAGAAGAAGAGGCAACAGGACCGGGGCCACAACCCCGAAAGUUCAGCCUGAUGACUAUGGGUCUGAAAAGCCCAUAUCCAUCGCCAAAAAAGGGCGUGCCAUUGGGUCCACGUAGCGCGUAUCCAGCACUUGGUGGUUCGGAGCCACAAGAGUUUAUUAUCACCAUACCUCCCUCUCCUACCAAAUCCCCCAUGGGUUCAAAAUCGUUCGACUUUGGUGCCCGUCAAAUGACCCCAGUAGACGACCAGCGGGGAACAUCACUUGAUAUACGUGUCGUGACCAAACCUCCUCCAGGGAUAAUGCAGAUGCACGGGCACCGUCGCAAUAACCGAAUGCAGGUUGCUGUCGGGAGUGUGACGAGGUUUGCCAGGCCAAUUUCUCCCGAAGAUUUGCGACAAGUGUCACCUACCCCGAAAGGGCGAAGACGAGCGUACUCUUAUGUAAAUUCUGCGGCGGCUGCUGCUGGUGACGGGUUGAGUCCAACAUUUGAGGAGUGGUUGCAGAUGGUUCGGCAGGAUCAGGAGCGGGAGGAUAGGGUCACCGAAGAUGGUGAUCCUUAUGAUACUGUUUCUUUUAUUGGCGCCUCACCCACCAAGCAAACCUCCGAAAAGGAUAAGAAGAUGUCAGCGGUCAACCCGGCUCGCGAUUCAACAACCCAGCUUUUGGCUGAUCAUGUUCCACACCAAUCCUCUGCUACAUUGGGCAGCCAUCCGCCAUUAAAGAACCAUGCUCCAGUUACGUUCUACGACGCCAUACUUUUUGCCACAGAUACGGAUUACCUUGAAUCAUCGCGCAUCCGAGCAAUCUUUCGCCAGAAUGCGGUGACAUCAGAAGAUGUCAAACUCUUUGAAAUGCCAGAAUAUACUGGUUUGGACACUCCCCCGCCGGUUGUCAUCAUCGACGACUCGCCGCUUUGCGAAUGGUGUUAUCCUAGCGCGGCCACCCUUCAGCAAUAUAGUCGUCCUAUGCGAGUCUUUCAUCGAGUCAAAUGCUGGGUAUUGUUACUCCUGGUGGUCAUUGCAGGCUUCCUCUUCAUCUUUUUCAUGAUGAGGAAUCAGAACUACAAUCCCCCCGCCUCUAUUCGUGGCAAUACCAAGAAUUCGAGUUGAUUUGCUACUGAUGCCUGCAUACCCUCCACGUAUUUCAAAUAGUUUUUCGUGAAAAAAACGAGUUUUCAUAAACUACAGGCGGUAGAACAAGGUUUAAAGCUAAAUUUUCAGAUUAUCCAUCUAGUCAAAAACUGUACAGAAAAUAAAUACAAGAUCUUUACCAUUAUCUAAACCUUAACAUGACCUCAUCAAAUAUCUACACUACAUUGCCCUUAAACUUUGCCAUUCUGAGCGAUACAUUUCAAUAUAGUAGUUCGUUCACAAGCG
This is a messenger RNA of Spizellomyces punctatus DAOM BR117, 2213 nucleotides long. RefSeq lists its product as uncharacterized. The transcript is spliced from 2 exons. The coding region runs from base 132 to 1946 and encodes 604 amino acids. The record is from RefSeq and is a predicted model, not a curated record. Lineage: Eukaryota; Fungi; Chytridiomycota; Chytridiomycetes; Spizellomycetales; Spizellomycetaceae.